GAGCGCUUUCUCCGGUCGGAGAGCUCCCCGAGAUUCGGGAACUUAGUCUCAUAAAAAGAAGUUCCGAACUACCCUGCGAACCUCUAGACAUGGCUAUGAGGAGUUCGGUCUCCGUGCUCAAGAGACUUCGCGCUCUGAUGAAGGUUCAACCCGAAGGAAUCUCCGCCUACAUUAUUCCGCAUUCGGACGCUCACAUGAAUGAGUACAUUUCAUCGAACGAUGCCCGACUCGAAUUCUUGAGUGGUUUCACCGGAUCGUGCGGAACGGCCAUCAUCACCGAGGAGCAUGCCGCACUAUGGACCGACGGCCGGUACCACAGUCAGGCGGAGAAGCAGCUCGGCCAGCAGUGGACUCUGAUGAAAGAGGGUCUCUCUGAGACUCUAGAACCACACCAGUGGCUUUCGAAGGUCCUCCCGGCUAAAGGGAAAGUGGGGGUCGACUCCCUGCUGAUUUCGUAUUCGAAAUGGACGGAACUCUCACGGAAACUUGGUAGUGCCGGUCACAAGCUCGUGCCCGUGUCCCAAAAUCUCGUCGAUAGUGUCUGGGACGAUCGCCCUCCAUCUUCAGAGACUCCUGUCGAGGUUUUGCCGGUCGUGUACACCGGUAGAACCUGGCAGGAGAAAUUGUCCGAUGUUCGCCAAGACAUGAAAGAGAAAAAUGCGCAAGCCUUGAUCGUGACCGCAUUAGACGAGACUGCCUGGCUCUUCAAUCUGCGCGGGGGCGACAUCGAAUUCAACCCCGUAUUCUUCGCGUAUGCCGUGAUUACCAUGAAAUCUGCCCAUCUCUUUGUGGACGAGAAUAAAAUCACCGCCGGACUCGAGAAACAUUUGACUCUCUCGGAAAACCAAUCGCCCAAAAAUUCCAUGGACACCAACUGUGGCAACGGAUCCGUGGAUAUACAGCCUUACUGGAUGUUUAAGGACUUUUUGACGAUGUUCAUGCAACAACAGUCCGGUCGCAUUUGGGUGUCCCCGAGCUCAUCAUACGGCAUCGUAUCCUCGAUUCCCGAAGAGAGGCGGCUCCUGGAGGAAUCACCGAUCCAAUUGAGAAAAGCCGUGAAGAAUCCCAUCGAGAUCGAAGGGAUGAAAAAAGCUCACGUUCGGGAUGCAGUCGCUCUCAUAGAAUUUCUAGACUGGAUGGAAAAAGAAGUCCCGAAAGGUGGAGUGACGGAAAUCUCAGCAGCAGACAAAUUGGAAUCGUUACGUCGACAACAGAGCGACUACGUCGGCUUGUCCUUCGCUACCAUCAGCGCGUCUGGACCGAACGCGGCCGUGAUCCACUACAAACCGUCGAGAGAGUCGGACAGACCGGUCACCACCGAUGAAAUCUAUUUGGUGGAUUCCGGAGGUCAGUAUCGGGAUGGGACGACUGACGUCACUCGUACAGUCCAUUUUGGAGUCCCAACGGAUAAAGAACGAGAGUGCUACACGCGGGUGGUCAAAGGAGCCAUCGCUCUCAGCACCACCAAGUUCCCACGCUUGACGAAGGGCAACAUGAUCGACACCUUAGCUCGAAAAAGCCUCUGGGACGUCGGGUUGGACUACAUGCACGGAACAGGGCACGGAGUCGGGGCGUACCUGAACGUACACGAGGGACCGUUUUCCAUCUCCUUUAAGGAAAAUCCCAAAGAUCCGGGAUUGAGGGAGGGCAUGUUCACCAGUAUCGAGCCAGGAUAUUACGAAGACUCCAGCUUCGGGAUUCGUCUUGAGAACAUCGCGCAGAUCGUUUUUGCGGACACGAAAUAUCAAUUCAAACAGAAGCAGUUCCUGACUUUUGAGACGAUAACUCUUGUGCCGGUUCAGAAGAAAUUACUCAACCCUACAAUGUUGACUGAAGCUGAGAUUGAGUGGCUGAACACUUAUCAUGAACAAUGUCGCCUCGUGGUUGGUCAAGUACUCGAAGAUGAGGGCAAGGAGUCCGUUUUGCAGUGGCUUAUGAGAGAAACUCAACCACUUGGCUAAUCGAGCCUCGGUGACGAACAAAAAGUGAACGCGAACCGAAGGGAACGGGUCACGAAAAGCAAUAAAUUCGUACAACAUUGGGCCUGCAGCGGAGGCUGGCGGAAAUUCUCACAGAACAAGCAAUAGAACGCUGGCUGAACUUCUGACACGCGGCCAACGGGACUGUAGAUGAUGCUAGAUGCUAGCGUAGCUUAGUGAGGCAGGGGCGUCUAACCGAAAGGUUGGCCUUCUAAAGGCAUUUGGUGUAUAACACCGCGGAGGACGAGUACAUUUUUGAUCGAAGUAACUAAUUGAUCAAAAUACAUCAGGUGAUUAACAAAU
Molecule: messenger RNA, 2282 nt
Organism: Galendromus occidentalis (western predatory mite)
Lineage: Eukaryota; Metazoa; Arthropoda; Arachnida; Mesostigmata; Phytoseiidae
Gene: ApepP
Product: Aminopeptidase P
Exons: 12
Coding region: 90-1961 (623 amino acids)
Molecular function (GO): metalloaminopeptidase activity
Source: RefSeq, a predicted model, not a curated record